This is a messenger RNA of Diuraphis noxia (Russian wheat aphid), 522 nucleotides long. RefSeq lists its product as uncharacterized. The record is from RefSeq and is a predicted model, not a curated record. Lineage: Eukaryota; Metazoa; Arthropoda; Insecta; Hemiptera; Aphididae.
AUGAAAUUAAAAUCUGGCUUAAGUGUCCCAAGGAAAUGGCUGUGUUAUUCAGUAGGUUUAGAUGUGGUGUAUUGUGAGACAUGUUGGCUAUUUGCGAAUCGUGAUUAUUCGUAUUUUAAUCCAUCCUGGAUUACUGGAGUUAAUAACUGGCAUAGUCUCUCAGCAAAGAUAGAUUUACAUGAAAAAUCAAUACAACAWAUUGAUGCUAUUAAAGUACRUUGUAUUUGGGAUAAAAAUGAGACUAUUGAUAAAUCAACUGAGCAACAAUAUUCAAAUGAGGCAGCUUAUUGGAGGAAUGUUCUUCAAAGAAUCAUAAAAAUUAUUCUCUUUUUAACGUCUGGCAAUACAGCAUUAAGAGGACAUGAACAUAAAGGCAAAUUUAAAGAACAAGAAUAUAUAAGUGAAGGUAAUUUUAUGCGUUCAGUGAAACUUUUAGCUGAAUUUGAUCCUGUCAUGAAUGAGUUAUUGAAUGAUGAAAAAAAAAAAUCAAAUAUCUUAGUUGGAAAGUACAGAAUGAAUUAA